Molecule: messenger RNA, 10881 nt
Organism: Cyanidioschyzon merolae strain 10D
Lineage: Eukaryota; Rhodophyta; Bangiophyceae; Cyanidiales; Cyanidiaceae
Exons: 1
Coding region: 1-10881 (3626 amino acids)
Source: RefSeq, a predicted model, not a curated record
AUGCUCAUGGCAAGCGCUACAAAAACCGCUGGCGAAUCGGCUCAAGAGCGACCUCCCGACGUUCCAGUGGUCUUCAGGGAGCGUGUACUGGAACUCGGAGAGCUCACCGCGGAAAUACCGACGCUCUUUCUCGUGCACUUACAGCGAACACGAGCAGCAAGUCCGACAGAGCCACUGGUGGUGCGCAUCAGCGUAGAAGGCCCGCUAGCUCCGUUCAUCUGUUUCCAGCGCGAGAACGCCAACUGGGACGUCCCCUAUGCCCAGCAAAACGCUCUCUUUCACGAGCUGAACUUGACUGAAACGUUCCAAGUUCCGAAAACCGCAGAGACGGAACCUUUGCCCGUAAUCGUACAGGUCAAACCUGAACUAGUUCGGCAAGCUGGCUUCAGCUUCCAACGCGUACACGGCCUGAUCAACCUCACAUCUGUACCAGACGGAACGUUGCUCUGCUCGUUACCUGUGAACGGCCGUGUUAUUCGUUCUUUGCUCACCUUCACGCUGGACAGCCGGCCCGACGCGACCGCACCGCUGCAACGGGAUACCGGCGGGGAGGAGCGAGCAACAGGCGCUGCGAGUCCGCGAACGCCUACCGACAACAACAGUGGACGCAUGGACCAGUCUAGUGGCGACCUGCGGCAUGCCGCUACACCCGUCAACGCGAAAGCGACCCAAGGCAUAGAGUCAGGCCCCAGCGUCGAGAAGACGCUACUGCUCGAGGUGCCCGUAUCGCAAACAACGACCGCCAAGGAUGUGCUUCUCUGGAACCAAAGUGAGCUGGCUACCCAGUUCAGUUUACAAAUUCAACCCAAGAGCGGCAGUCUAACGUGCACCGACCUGGAGAGUGGCGUGCCUCUGGGGCCGGGACCUCACCGAAUUGGCGGUCUGCAGUACCGACGAUUGCGCUUUGCCUUGGAAGCUACGGAAUGCGGGCGUUUCCAGUAUACAGUACGGUGCCUCAACUGGAGAAAUCCGGAGAAUCAAGCGCUACUCUCCAUCCAUUGCCUGUGCGGUAUCCAGAAACCGGCCACGCUGGCCGUUUUUCGCCUAGCUGAACAACCGGCGAGUGUGGCGAUCGAUGAACUCGACUUUGGUGACGUGUACGCUGGCUCGACAGUUGCGCGCGACCUUGUUGUGCAGAACUGUGCAACUGACGCUACAAUUCUGAUAUCCAUGGACCAAGAGCUAGCCGCCCGCUGGUCCAUUGUACCUGUUGCACCGGUCGAGGUCCCAGCAAAGGAGGCACGUCCCAUUCGGAUUGUUUAUCAACCACCUUUGCGCUCGCAGGCAGUGAUCGCCGCAGUAGAUGGACGCUUUGUGGAGAGGCGCUUCCCUCUGGUGUUCUGGGUAAUGCUCAGGACGUCCGAGGUACCAGAGCGUACCAGAGCGCAGCGAGUUGCGAUGGAAUCAGAAGCGACAACUCCUGGUUCACCGAGCGAGGUGCUCGAGCAUGUCUUCCCUGGACCAGCGGGGUACACCGAUGACACCGGCUUGCUGGGAUCCGAUCGCGUCUGCGGAACGAGCACUGGGAGCGCUGCCUCGCGAGUUGCAGCGAGUCGCUUUCCGCUCGGGGACGAGCAGCAAGAGCCGCUAAUCGACAGUGCGGUAUCCGCGCCAGAUGCCGGCCUCCAGAGCGCUCCAGAACGGGCGUCGCUGCACGCGCUAAGCGCCAGCGAACGCACCAUGUACGAACAACAACAGCACCAGCAGGGUAAUGGCGCUGAGCUCAGGUCCGACCUCUUGGACGGGAGCGCCUGCGCGCCCAGCACCGUACCCGCUGGUGCAGCUGCCUGGAUGCCAGCCGCAAACACGUCGUCGGCAACUUCUGGUGAAGAGGUUGUGCCUUUUCGUUCGCUUUCGGGACGCGACGCUCUCGACGACGGAGAGGUACUCGCCCAGCGCAAAAUACUCUACGGACGAGCGCGAGUCAGUGAGUCACUCGUGCGGGUGCAUCCGACGGAAAUUCACCUGGGCGACUGUUACGUGGAAUCCACAGUGACCACGUCUGUGCAGGUGGUGAACCUUGCCGACCUCCCAGCCUUUCUCUCGGUGCGCUUCUCCUCGACGUCGCUCCGGGUGGCAUCGCUUGAGCCUAUCAUUGGCCCUCGCCAGAUCUAUGAUCUCCGGAUCGACUUUACACCGCAUCGUGUGAAUCCAGACUAUAGCAAACAGUUGACGAUACUGAAUUUGCGGAAUCCUCGCGAUGAACAUGUCGUGGUGAUACGCGCGAACUGUGUCGACCGCUUUCGCGUGCUCUACCACGCGCUCUUCUACCGACUUGCUACCGAGCGUUCCACCCAGGUGAAUGAGCUUGAUUACGGGAACGUGGUGGCUGGUCACGCGUACAUUCGCGCUUUUCAGGUGCGGAACCUGACCGACAAGCGCCUUGUCCUGGGUUUUACCUGCCCGGCACGGCCGCAUGUGGAGCUGCUCGCGGAUCCCCGGUUCGAGCGCGCUCAACCGCACCCGUCAAUCUCCGAAAAGGACGCUUCGGAACAGCAACGCCAACCAGCGACGUUACCAACGGAAGCUUGUCUACCGCACGCUGCCUUGGCGGAUGCAGAGGCAGCGGCACCUGCCCCUGCAGCGCAUGUCGUAGCGGACGGUGUGCAGCUGCAGUGCUCGGCUCGCACGUCUGGCAACGAGGCAUGCACGGCUACGGAAGCGACGGAAGCAGCGGCACCUGCUUCUCGAGCACGGACCCAGUGGCGUAACACGGGCGUCGAAACACAGUCUACUGAGCACACUGAGGAAGCGAUGGCUCUUCCAGGUACAGCGGCAGCCGCUGAUUCGACGACAACCGGAACGCGCCUCUGCACACCAGUACGAAAUGCGUCGGCGGGUGAGCACUCCAGUGAUGCCUCGCGAACGGGCGCGAGUCAGCUUCUGCAGCCGUCUCGUCAUCAUCGUCGUCGGUAUCGACAUAGCGUCCGUUUGCGGCAGACAGUUCGGCGUCGUCGAUCACAGGCUUCCAGUGAUUCAGAUGAGGAGACGCUGUCGGAGACCUCAGACUCAAACGAACUGGGUAGAAACGAAACCUCACCAGUGAGUCUACGUGCCGCUGACAUUUUCGCGCAGCUGAUGCGGAUGCCGCCCGCCAUUCCAUCCUUCUUUUCGACUGCCGAAGCAGAAGCAGACUUUAUUCGCGAGUCGCUGCGUCCCGCACAAGCGCUGGUCCAGGCGUGUGAUGCAGGCCUGCUCCGACGGAUACAACAGCAGCAGCUGGAGAUCGAGCCCAACGCCGAGGCAACCCUCUAUGUGGUUAUCCAGUUCGACGCCGCCGACCGCCGACUGCGCACCAAACUGCGUCCUUUUGAGGAGCGCCUCUAUCUGCACCUCGUGGACUAUGAUCAAAGUCGUCUCCCGCUGACACCGACACGGCUGCAUGCGUCGUCUUUGCCGCCACGGGAGCUGGUGCUGCGAGGUCGGGUUUGCAUCUCUCGAAUGGAAGUUGCCCAGCCGCAUAUCAACUUUGGGGGUAUCGUCGCAGGUGAGCAACGAUCUAAGACGCUGCUUCUGCAGAACGUAUCGGAGAUGCCGGCUUUCUACGCUGUACGCAAGUCUGGUUCUGUGGAUAGCAGUUAUUUGCACUUUGGGUCUGAUCGGCGCGGAGUUCUGCGGCCGUUCAGUGCCAAGGAAGUUCCUUUCGUAUUUCGGCCUUCGUUUCAUGGUGCCUUCGAGGAGUGUGUCUGGAUUGUCAAUCUGCUGGAUCCCAGCGAUGCCCAUCCGGUAACCAUGAAGGCACUCGUACACCGCCGUACCCAUUUUGUCGUGCGACCGCUGCAGCUCGACUUUGGGAGCGUAUCGUGUGCAGUAGCGCCCGGUGCUGGCAUACGGCGUUCCUUUCAGCUCCAGAACUGCUCGGAUCGUCGGCGUGUCUUCGUGAUCGAGCAGGACGCUGCUGAUCAACGGACGACAGCCACGGUGUGGCUUGCGGUGGACGCUCUCGAGUCCUCGAUGUCGAUUCGCGUGCAGCCUGGUGAGUCUCGGCCGGCGUUCUUGCCCGGACCAGGAACGGAAGCAACCGAAACAGCAACGCCUUCCGAGUCUGUGGUUCACUCGUCAGUGUACGACGGGGAAUCGCGAGCGCACGAGACCCCGGAUAACGAACGCAGCGCCUGUGGAGGACGCGUCGCCGAAGCGGCACUAGCCGAAUCUGUUGCUGCUUCCAUGCUGCCGCAGGCGCAUGAGCAGGAACAAGCGCUAUUCGCUGGUGCUGGUGCUAUACCCGGAUCGAUGCAGACGUCCCUUGAUACCAACGCAGCGAUCGAGGCACUGGAACAGAAACUCCGUAUCGCCGAAAGAAAGGGCCGGACGGAAAAAGUGGAGCGCCUCCGUGCAGCAAUCGCACAGCAGCGAACGCAUCAGUUGCAGGAUGCGGACUCAUCGACAAGAACGCUGACGCAAGGUGAGUCGGUCACCGAGCUGGACGCUCCAGAAGCGCAUUCGAUGCCACCGGAGAAUGUCCGCGAGGCAUCGACGUGUGUCUCGGGGAUGCGACCUCGAGCGGCACCUACUGCUUCACGCAGGGCAGCAACCGCGCUUCAUGCCGGGCGCUUGGUCGUUACGCUUGCUCCUGGUCAAGUCGCUCGUCUGGCUGUGUCGCUGACGUCGGUUGCAGGCGUACGAGGUCGUCGACAAGUAUCUCUGCGUGUGUUUGAACAACGUAAUCGGGAUGAGCAGCAAUGUAUCUGCUGUUCAAUGGAGGUCUGGGAUUCGGACCCUGCGGUACCACCGACGGCAACGAGCGACGACGCUCCGUCAAACGUCGUCCCUGAACAAGACGUGAUGGCGACGAGAAGCUCCGCGCACGAGAGCGCAUGCAACGACACCGUGUCCAGUGACUGGAAUGGGUCACCAGAUAGCGCCGGACGUUGGCCUGCAUUUGCGGAAACGGUACCGGUUCUGCCCAGUACCGCAAGACGCGUGGAGCGCACAGGGAGCUCGCGACUCAUUCAGAUAUCACCGCUGGUGAUCGCGUUUGGCAAAGUGUCGCUCGGUCAGACGGUGACCAGCCGCCUGACGAUCCAGAACGUUUCUGAUCGAAAGGUUGCGUUCUCGGUGCUGGAGGAUACGCAGGUGGCGCUUCCUGCCACGCUGCUCUGGAGUCCCAUGCGCGGUACCGUCGACGUGCACGGUGUUGCCCAGGUGCGCCUCAGUUUUCGCCCCGACCGCAUGGGUACACUAUCGAGAACGCUGGUGGUAACCGCCUGGCUUCAACCAGCGACCGAGGCUUUGGUGGGCGCUCCGGCGAGUCGCCUCGUGCACGCCACUGGACGCUCCGGCGGGAACAGUGGUGGUAGUGGUGGUGGUGGUGGUGGUGGCUGGGUUGGCACCUCGCCAGCCUCGACUGCACCAGUUGAGACGGUGCGUGUUCGGGUACAGGGUCAUGUGCUGCCUCGUCGGGCGCUGUACCUGCCUCAGUUGGAAUCCAGUGCCGUCGAGCUAUCAUCGAUUGGUGUUCAGAGGGAAGCGGCGCCUUCAUCGGAGCCGCUACGAGCCUCUUCGACCGUACUCGUGUGGGAUUGGGGUGAUCUCGCUCUCGACCCCGAGCAGGGUGGUGUGUGUGCGGUGCGGAGCCUCACGAUUGUCUCGAGAAGCGAUGAACCGUUAAUGUUACAGGUUCGGAGCAACCUGGCGAAACAGAUCCUGCUUUUCACAGACGCGAUGCGGCAGACACCGUUCCCGCGAGCAGUCCGCGUUGCACCGGGCGCGACGGUUACCGUGCACGUGGGUCUCGCACCACGCAUUCCGAUUCUUGAGUUAUAUGCAGGGGUUGUUCGGGAGCUCGUUGCGGGGCUCCUGCUGAGAGCCUGGCGCCCUGAUCCAGUCCAGAGCGAAGCGUCCCUGGAUGCUGGAUGUGCGCAAGCUGCGCUCGUGGAUAUCGCUACGGUGAAACUGAAGGCCCGGGCGGGAUUCGUCUACCCAGUGUGUUUGCGAUCACUGGUGCUGGUGCUCGGGGUAACGGGCCCGAUUGCAGUCACAGAGGCCGACAGAGGUGUACGCGGUCGAGUUGCAGACAGUGUGAUGGAAUCCACUGAUGAUGUGCAGGAUACGCAAGCGUUCUCAACAGAGGAGAACGCGAUCGCGACGAUUCAUUACGUGCAGGAUACUCAUGCGUUCACAGCAGAGCAGCGGCGUGGACUGCGACAACGACACCCGAUUAGACCGGCGCCCGAGUUGCUUGCACUGUGGCCGACUGCAACGCUGCAAGCACUUGUGGACCUCAACGGGAAGCAAAGUAUUAGUUCCGGUAUCGCAGAUGGAGUCACUGGAUCGGGGGAACGGCGUCCGGGCCUAUCGCAUCUGUUCCAGACUGCCUGGUUCCGCUUUGGUGCUCGAGGCCGACUACAAAUUCGUAAUCUCAGCAAUGGAUUAUCGCUCAGAUUGCAACUUCGAUAUGAAGAGCGUUCCGUGCUCCACGCCUUUGCCGGUGACGAUCUCGGGCGCUCGGAACUUGGCUCGGAGGUCACUGUUGAUGAGCGACGCCCUGAUCCUGCCGUGCCUGAUGACGCCCCCGAGGACGAAGAUUGCGAGCAACAACCAUCUCUGGUAUUUGCUCAGCAGCAAAUCACCAUCGCUCCCCAGUCUCAAGAUGUGCUGACCUUCGAGUGGCGUAACUGCAGGCGAGCAGCGCUCCUCGAGCAACGGGUGCGCCUCGAGAACCUGGCGUACUCGCGUCGAUCUUACGACUUGCAGUUGGUAUUUGUGCAUCGGGUGCCGGCAGUGCAGCAGGAUAGUCGGCUCUCGCGUCUGCACCUGGAGCUUAACGAGCCCUGUCUGCUUCGAGCGGAUACGAUGGGGCAAGUGCGUCCCGGCAACUGGCACAUUCGCUGGAUCAACGACGAUUCGCCGUCGUCGUCGUCGUCGUCAGCAGCAGCAGCAGCAGCAGCAAUAACAACCAUAGCAACACCCCAAGGCGUCUCAUUUCGCCUGUAUGUAGAUGGCUUUCCUGAACACUGGCCCUGGCCGCAUGUUGCGUGUGGCUCGGACUCGCCGCCGCUGUCAUCAUCAUCAGCAACAGCAGCAGCAGAAGAAGAAGAAGAAGAAGCGCGGAUGCUACCGAAUCUGACAGAGCCGAGACUCAACGGCGUGUUCUGGGAAGCGGUUCCGGCCGAGGUGCUUCGCUACCAGCUGGUGCCGUCGCUGCUCCACGAACGCGAACGGGAUCUGCUUCGCGAGGGCUCGCUCGUCGAACGACGCGCCUUGCUUGUGGCCCAGCUCGCCGGACGCUAUCUCGAUAGCGUUCCGGUAUCGUUGCGAUACGGCUGUGCGCGCAUGGCCCUGGUGACCCCGACGAUCGACAUUGGCACCAUCGGGUACGCGCAGCGCAACGCUCCCGUGGUGGUGCACGCUCUACUUCGGAACGUGGGCGCAGUCGCUGCACGUUGGCGUUUGCCGUUCUCGGUACUGCCGCCAGGGGUCGAAGCGGGACCCCCGGGAGCCAGCCCUGUUCCAAACGAGCAACAGAGGCCGGCCCUGGAGACGCCGCACCUCGAGCCCAGUGCCAUUGAGCAUCGUUUUGAUGGCACUAGGGGCAACGUCUCCAAAGACGCACCUGAUGCGUGGCAUGCAGCCUCGCUAGAGGCGUCGUGGCGGCCGCAGGCGACUUGGAGCUCGCCUCAUCCCGAUGCCGAAUCUGAGACACUCGUGCCGCCCAGCGCCAGUGCCGACGUCAUGACGCCACCAGUAGCGCAAGAUCUUCGAGAUGCAUACGCAAGCGGAACGCGUAUGGGCGUGCCCCCGCACGAAGCCGCUUCGGCAGACGUGGAUCGCAGGGGCGCCUCCGCAUCGACGUCGGCGACCGCUGCAACCUCGCAACUGGUACCGACUCAGACGCGCAUGUCGUUGCUACAUGAAGCGGAUGCGAGCGCCCUUGAAGGCCAACUUGAGCCCGGUGAGCAAGUCUGGGUACCACUCGUGGUGCGGCCAGCGGCGCUAUCGCUGGGAGCUGGUCCAUUUGAGCUCCUGGUGACAAUUGAGAACGUCUGGCAACCGCAAGAGCACCUGGAACUCCGCAUUGUUGGUCAGUUCUCCGUUCGCUUGAUACAGGAAUCGAGUCCGGUACUGCUCAAUGAGCAAGGCCACGGCACGUUGGCGAUCAGCAUUCCCGAGGCUGCUCGUGGUGAUGUUCAGGUCACUUGGCAGACAAGCGUGGUACCUACCGGGCCCUAUCGAGACCUUGUGCUCCAAGAUCGUGCCAGUUCAGCGACGUUACGUUCGCUAACGCUCGCCAGUGGUGAAAAGUUCGAACUGGCGGUAGUGGCGACGCCCAAAGAAACCGAGCAUGAACGUGUUGCGGGCUGUUCGGUCGGAGGCGCGGAGGCCGCUGCGGCAGCACCAAGCCUGGAUCUGGGCAUCGACUCGGAGCCGAUCGCCUGGAUUGAGUUAGCUCUGCGACGAAAACAGGACGCCGAGGCGGGCCCUCUGGAGCGCAUCCCGGUGUACCAAGGAAAGCGGUCACUGCCGAUGCAACAGGUCAUGGUGCCCGCGGAUACUUCCGAUGCACCGCCACCGCCACCGACAACGUCGAUGAUGAUGAUGAUGAUGAUGAGCGACACGCGAGCCUCGUCACAAUCCGAGGCACGAGAAGCGUCCAAUCGGGACGACUUGCAAACGCGCGAUGAUCGUGUGCAGCAGUCACCGGUGCCACUGGCGGCGGCAGAGGAGCCGCACGAAUCCCGCACGGACGCCGCGGCACUGGAACCGGUUGUCGUCGGUGAGCGACAAGCUGCGGCGCCUCGCGUGGGGCACCCCGAGCGCCUGCCAUUGGCGACGAGUCCGCAGUCUGACAUGACUGCUGCGACUUUGGCGACGAGUUCGUGCACGACUGGCGCAGCAGCGCAAGCCGGUGUCGAGCAAGAGCCGGUCAGCGCUUCGUUUAGCGCUGAGGCCUCCGACGCUGCAACUGCUCCCGGCUUGCAUCCGAAGGAUACGUUAUCAGCACCAGAGCAGCCAAUGGCCGCGAUCGAUGAUUCGGAGACCCAUGGCGACGUCUUCGCCGCAGCCGCCGCCGCCACCACCACCACCUGCGUGGACGCAGACGAAACAGCACCACAGCGGGGCCCGCGCACAUUCGGUCUCCACGGCUGUGCUGACAUUGGUGAGCACCUCUACGAACUCGACGCUGGUGUUGUACCACUCGGGAGCCAAGCGAUUCAACGGACAAUCAUCAUCGUGCAGCGUCCGCUGCAACGAUGCAUGCCUGUAUCCACAUCGGUAGAUCCCGAGUCUGAGAGCGAGGCGAGCGCAUCAACUGCUGAGCACGUUCUCGAGUACAAGAUUCAUCGCGUCCCGACGCACUGGCGGCGUGCGCGUCCGGAAUCGACCGAAUGGUUCGCGCUCGAUCGCAUGGGUGGUAUUCUCGAACGGACACGACCCAGCCAGACGAUUUGCUUGACCAUGAAACCGGAGUCUUUGGGGUUCUUCCAGGAGUAUUUGUUAUUCACGGAUCGCCAAUCGCCAGCGAACUUGGCGCUCUUGCGCGUUCGCAUGGAAGUCGUCGCCGAGCGAGCUGAUGCGUCGACGAUCUUCGAGACCAGUCCACGAGAGAUCGACUAUGGUGCCGUCAUGUUGCACCACGUCUAUCGAAACAAGUCGAUACGCAUUCGAAACUUGAGCGAUCAGCCGCUGGAGUUCCUCUUGCGCCACGAUCUGGAUCCGCAAUCUCGGAGCGAAUUGCACUUCAGCACCAGCAAUCUGGCGCUGCGCAAGGUCACCAGCGUCUGGGUUGAAAAAGCCUCCUCUCGCCGAGUAUUUCUGUACUUGCGACCCGAACCGGAAUCGACGGAGACUGAUCAGCUCUGCGGCAGUGUAGUGACGCGGACGUUCCAUCUCUAUGUGAGUUGUCGCCUGGUGCGAGACUUCGAGGAGUGCAUCGAGAUUCGAUGUGCGUGCCAUGCGCCGGAGCUUCGCGUCUCAACGAACGACGUUUCAUUCACUGUGCCGAAUCUGGCGUGGCAACCGAUGCCCAGCAUGCAGCUUUUCAUCGAAACGCUGGUACCGGGAGUUCAUCACUUGUAUGAGCUGCGCUCCUCGGCGCUGUUCUUUGCGGUCACGGAGGUACAACCAGGAACGCUGUCCAUCGAGCCACGGCUCAGUGUGGUAGCCGAGCAAGCACCCUCGGAGAAAUACAUCGAAGAACACUGCUCCAUCUACAACCGAAGACGCCCCCGUGAAUUUUUCUGGAUUCGGCUGCGUUUGCAUGUUGGUGGCGGUAGCGGCAGCGGCAGCGCCGUGCCCGAAUUCAGUGCUGCGCCGCCGCGAACGCGCGUCUAUGUGCUGGAACAGACGGUCAGUCGCUUCCUCUGCCAAUUUGCGGCAUUCUGGGCGCCGUACCAGCGUCCGAGAACCCCCGGUGCCGGGACCGAUUCUAUGCAUCUGGCGGUAACGGCAAGCGAGCGCGGUGCCGGCGACCUGGUGCAUCGCCUUCGCGCUCGACAGCACGGCCAGGAUCGCGACGAGCGCGAACCGCUGAUCGUCUGGCUCGAGCGCGUCCGCCGCGCAACUGGUGUCGUUGGCGGGGCGGCGGGCGCCACCAUUGCGUACGCAGCGUUGCUCUUCGAGGCACACUACUGCACGGAUGAGUUGGUGUUUUACGCCCUGCGCGAUCAGAGCGAUACGGUUUUGCAACUGGCGCUCACCUGCUACAGUUACAUCUUCAAAUGGGAUGUGUUUCAGGUGUAUAUUCGGGAUGAUGAGACGGUCGCGGAAGCGCUCGCGCCGCUUGUCAAGUUUUGGUACGGUCAGCUGCGUCAUUUUCUGUCGUUCUUUCCGGACUCGGACCGUGUGGAGCGCCAUGGGGUGCGUAUGCAGGGCCCGUUGCAGGCGCUUCGUCAGCUGGCGGCAACCGAAGCAUCGCCGGCGACCGCAAGUCGACGCUAG